Molecule: messenger RNA, 1067 nt
Organism: Limanda limanda (common dab)
Lineage: Eukaryota; Metazoa; Chordata; Actinopteri; Pleuronectiformes; Pleuronectidae
Gene: s100u
Product: S100 calcium binding protein U
Exons: 3
Coding region: 212-952 (246 amino acids)
Cellular component (GO): perinuclear region of cytoplasm
Molecular function (GO): calcium ion binding
Source: RefSeq, a predicted model, not a curated record
UUGACUUGUCAGUGGGGAAAAGUUUUAAGGAAAGAAAAAAAAAAAAAGAAAAAGCCAAAUCACGGAAGAGAUUCUGUAGUCCUACUAGUUUGGCAAGUUCUGUGCGCGCAAAGCAGCGUUCGAAAGGCGGAGAAGAGGCAGAAGAAACUCGCAACUGUGCGCUUUUUAUUACACCGCUCCUGUCCCGCAGAAGAGUUUUACGAGAGGAGUCAUGGAGGAUGCUAUUAAGACCAUGGUGAAGGUCUUCAUGAAGUCGAGCAAAGGAAAGGAGAGUCUAGGGAAGAAAGAAUUCCAAGGCCUCGUCAAGUCCCAGUUCAGCAACAUCCUGUCGGACGCAGGGAGCAAGGAGGCGGUCAGCAACAUGGGUCAGGGUCUGGAUGAAAACCAAGACGGCAAGGUCGGCUUCGAGGAGUACAUGAAGCUGGUCGGCUACCUGGCGGUCUCGCUCAGUGAGCAGCGAACCCUCGCCAAAGAGGAACCGGCCCAAAACGCUGCUGCCGGACAAGUGGCCCAAAGCGCUCCCGACAAAGAGGAGGAGAAGCCGGAGGCGACCCCAGCGGCUACGGAGGAGGCCAAGCCGGUAGCAAAUGAAGAGGCAAAGGCAGACGCAGCUGCUGAAGUGAAGGUAGAAGCAAAAGCGGAUGCAAACCUAGAAGUAAAGGUAGCAGUGAAAGAAGAGGGAGAGACGCAGCCUGAUGUCGCAAAGGAGGAGCCAGCGGUGGUGGUCGGGCCAGCGGCAGCGGCAGCGGCAGCGGUGCCAGCGGCGGUGGCGGCAGCGGCGACAGAAGCAGCAGAGGCUCCAGCCGUCGAGGUGGCAGCAGCGGCCGUGGAGGUGGUGGUGAAAGAAGAGGGGGAGGCGGUGGAAACGGUGAAGUUGGAGGAGGUUGUAGAAAAGGUGGCUGCAGCAGUGGAGGAGGAAGUGGAGAAGAAGACAGAGGAGGCGACCUCAUAGGGGACAAUCCACAACAAAAAACACACAACACACACACAUACACAAAACAUAGCAUUAACGUUGCCAAUAAUAAGUUUGUAAGCCACUAAAGUUUGUUUUUUUUAAACUCACAACU